Molecule: messenger RNA, 2368 nt
Organism: Erythranthe guttata (spotted monkey flower)
Lineage: Eukaryota; Viridiplantae; Streptophyta; Magnoliopsida; Lamiales; Phrymaceae
Product: Pentatricopeptide repeat (PPR) superfamily protein
Molecular function (GO): protein binding
Source: RefSeq, a predicted model, not a curated record
GAAACGACGUCGUCCAGCAAUUGCCAUACAUUUCUGCAAAUACUAAACCACAGCAGCUCCACCAGCUCUCCGAAACUCGAAAAUGGCGGUUGAACCCUUAAACCUCCACCGUCGAUUCUCCAUUUCUUCCUCUCCUUCAUAUUCACUGCACUCUCCCCAUUUUCCAAUUCCCAAUCUCUUCAAAAUCCCUAAAUUAUCUAAAAACCAGAGGACAACAUUCUCCGUCUGCUGCUCCUCCACCUCUCCUCCUCCUCCCUCGUCCCCGAUUUUCCUCCCUUUCCUCCAAACCCCAGCGAGGAAACAAACCCCAAAACCCGAACCGGAAAUCGAGACAGAAAUCAACGACCCAAUCGUCAAAUUCUUCAAGACCCGAACUUCAGACCCGGACCCGGACCCGACUCGAGAGGGCAGGAUCCCCCUCCAAAAGAACCGCAAAACCUCAUGGCACCUAGCUUCCACUUUCGAGAACACCGAGCCCGAACCCGUAACAAAAGCAGAGGAGGGCAUUACCGGAAAAGCAGAAACUGCACCAGAAUUGGAGAAAGGGGUCGUGGUGCAAAUAUUGAAAAUUGCGAGGGCCUUACCGGAAAAUGUUACGUUAGGAGAAGCGUUGGAAAGUUGCGAUUUCGGAGGUGGGUUAGGUGAGGAGGAGUGUGUGGAGGUGUUGAGGGUGCUGGCUGAAGAAGGCAAUGUGAUGGGGUGUAUGUAUUUCUUCGAGUGGAUGGGAUUGAAGGAGCCUUGUUUAGUUUCACCGAAAGCGUGCUCGGUUUUGUUUCCGGCUUUGGGAAAGGUCGGAAAGGGGGCCGAGUUGAUGGUGGUGUUGAAGAAUCUGCCUUUCAAGCAGAACAAGUUGUUUAAGGAUGUUCGUGUUUACAAUGCCGCAAUGUCGGGGCUUUUGUAUUGCGGGAGGUACGAUGAUGCUUGGAAUGUUUACGAGUUGAUGGAAACGAGUAACAUAAAACCGGAUCACGUAACGAGUUCGAUAAUGAUUACUAUCAUGAGAAAAAGAGGAGACAGCGCUAAAGAAGCGUGGGAGUAUUUCGAAAAGAUGAACGAGAAAGGUGUCAAGUGGAGUUUGGAAAAUGUGGGAGCUCUUAUAAAAUCGUUCUGCGACGAGGGUUUGAAGAAAGAAGCUCUCAUUAUCCAAACGGAGCUCGAGAAACGGGGUAUAAAAUCUAAUGCCGUUAUUUACAACACGAUUAUGGACGCUUAUAGUAAGUCGAACCAGGUGGAAGAGGCCGAGGGUAUUUUCGACGAGAUGAAAGCGAAAGGUGUUUCUCCGACUUCCGCUUCGUAUAACAUAUUAAUGGAUGCAUAUAGCAGAAGAAUGGAGCCCGAAAUCGUCGAGAAGCUUCUAGAAGAAAUGGAAGCUUCCAGGUUGGAGCCGAACGUGAGAUCCUACACGUGUCUAAUUAGUGCCUACGGAAGGCAGAAGAAAACGAGCGAUAAAGCUGCGGAUGCAUUUUUGAGGAUGAAAAAAGCCGGCAUAAAACCCUCUUCGCAUUCGUACACAGCUCUCAUCCAUGCCUACUCGGUUGACAGCUGGCACGAGAAAGCUUACAUCACUUUCGAAAAUAUGUUACGAGACGGAGUAAAGCCCUCGAUCGAAACGUACACUGCGUUGCUGGACGCUUUUCGACGAGCUGGCGAAACUGAAAUGCUCAUGAAGAUUUGGAAAAUGAUGACGAGGGAUAAAAUCGAAGGGACGAGAGUGACAUUUAAUAUUUUAUUAGAUGGAUUCGCGAAAAAGGGUCAAUACGUAGAGGCGAGAGAUGUGGUAUGCGAGUUUGGGAAAAAGGGUUUAAGUCCGAACGUGAUGACUUACAAUAUGCUUAUAAACGCUUACGCGAGGGGCGGGCAAGAAUCGAAAUUGCCGCAGCUGCUGAAAGAGAUGGCCGCGUUGAAUUUGAAGCCCGAUUCGGUGACGUAUUCGACUAUGAUAUACGCGUACAUACGCGUGCGUGAUUUCAAGAGGGCGUUUUUUUACCAUAAGCAGAUGGCAAAGAGUGGGCAGAUACCGGAUGCGAGGUCGUACCAGAAGCUGAGGGCGAUUCUGGAAGUGAAGGCGAAGAUUAAGAAUCGGAAGGACAAGAGUGCGAUUAUUGGUAUUGUGAAGAGCAGUAUGGGGUUGUUGAAAGAGCAGAAGAAGGGGAAGAAGGAUGAGUUCUGGAAAAAUAGGAAGAAUAGAUCAAGAACACCUGGCUCUGCUGCUCAGGGUUCAAGGUGAUAAUCCAUACUUAGAAAGGGAUUUUAUGAUGCAAUUUUUGUAAUUAAGUGAUGUUUUUUUAGAGUAUGUUUGUUGUAGAAAAUGAAUUUCAAGAAACUUUGGGGUUUAUUUGGAGAGAAUGAAUUGAAAGUUGAAACGACU